CAUUCCCGAGAGGCACUGUUAAAUAAGAGAGAAAGGAGAAACUUGUGGAUUAUCUGCGAGGGGUUUAAGAAAAAAUCGGGCAGCCCAAGAUAAAGAAGACGGGAAACACUAAUAUUAACCAAACAAAAUUAGUAAUUGUCUGCAAAGGAAAUGGUUUCUGUAUCGACUUGGUUCCGUUACAUAGCCAACAAACUCGACUACUCUGUUUCUCUCAGCUAUAAGAGCUAUAAGGGUGGCUUAAUCAAUGAUAAAGAAGUCGUUGAUUCAGUUUGGAAAAAUCUACUUCAGGGAAAGUUGACUUUUUUACACUGGAAUAAAGGACAGGAAAUGGCCCCAACAAUUGGAGACCAGGGGGGGACCCUUCUUGUUCGCAAAUUACCAUCUGCUGAUCCAAUGCGUGUUUUUGUCGGAGAUGUAGUGCUUUUGAAGGAUCCUGAGAAGUCAGAUAACUUUCUUGUCAGAAGAUUAGCUGCUAUUGAAGGUUAUGAAAUGGCGUCUACUGAUGAAAAAGAUGAGCCAUUUGUUCUUGACAAGGAUGAAUGUUGGGUAUUGGCUGACAAUGAGAAGUUGAAAGCCAAGGAAGCCAAUGACAGUCGAAAAUUUGGUCCAAUUUCCAUGUCAAACAUAGUUGGCCGAGUCAUAUACUGUCUGCAAACAGCUGUAGACCAUGGUCCUGUACAGAACAGCCAUUUCAGCUCGAGAAAGGACUCUCCAGUGCUGGAGGUGGAAUUGGAUGUUGAAGAGAUGGCAAAACAUCACAAAGCAUAGACUGUGUCCACCAACACGCUGAAUCAUUUGGUGUGGCAAUCGGAUAAUUGGGUCUUCCUUUGCAACCUAAAAGCAGGAAGCCGGAUUUUUUCAAUUUGGAGUUUCUACUUUAUUUGGUAUUGCGGUGAACAGUUUUGUAAUUUGAAAAUCAGACCAGGGAAAGAAAAUGGAAUCUUACGCAGUUGCCUUUCAGGCUGCUUGUGUUGGGAUUCUUGUCUUGCAGGCUGCUUGUGUUGGGACUCCUGUCUUGCCUUCAUUGCCACAUAUGUCGUUGCUCAGAUCUGGUUCUGGGACUUUAACAAUUGGAUAGUUUUUCUAACUUGAAAUAAAUUUUUGGCUGUUUAUGGAUA
Populus nigra (black poplar) is the source of this 1118-nucleotide messenger RNA. RefSeq names its product mitochondrial ATP-independent inner membrane protease subunit 2-like. The record is from RefSeq and is a predicted model, not a curated record. Gene Ontology annotation, molecular function: serine-type endopeptidase activity. The transcript is spliced from 6 exons. Lineage: Eukaryota; Viridiplantae; Streptophyta; Magnoliopsida; Malpighiales; Salicaceae. The coding region runs from base 151 to 768 and encodes 205 amino acids.